AAAGGGUCAGUGUAAUACUCUCCAAAUACAAAAGUUGUUUUUUUCAUAUCAAAGAGCUCAGUUAUUCCAUGGUGCACUUAAGCCAUAAAUAAAUUGUUAGCUUUUGAUAAUGGCUACUUCCAACUGGUUUGCCAUCAUUCUGAGAAGGCAGGAAGCACUUCUACCUCAAGCUUCCUACUAGUUUUUGGCUUUAAAUUUUGUUUUGGUCAGAAAAUAACAAUGACAAGAACACAUUGAUAGCUGUUUCCUGCUGGUGUUUGAAAGCUGUAACAACAGAAGUUCUCCUUGGGAAAAAUGGUGGCCAAGGCCAGAUUAGAUGGAGAUAUCACUUCAACAGAAAUGACAGGAUCAACAAGUGAUUCAUCAGUUCUAGAUCCUGGAAACAGGCUGCAGGAUUCAAAAAAGAACAAGAGCAAGGACCAAAGCAAUAAAUCAGUACCCUUUCAUAAGCUUUUCUCAUUUGCAGAUUCUUGGGACUAUUUGCUGAUGUUUGUUGGAACAAUAACUGCUAUUGGGAAUGGAAUCUCUAUGCCUUUAAUGACUAUAAUUAUUGGAGAUACAAUUGAUGCUUUUGGAGGAAAUGUUGACAAUAAACAAGUUGUUCAUGAAGUUUCCAAGGCAUCUCUGAAGUUUGCUGUCCUGGGUGUAUGCGCCUUUUUUGCAGCAUUUUUGCAGGUAUCUUCCUGGGUGAUCACCGGGGAGAGACAAGCUGCAAGAAUAAGAGCCUUAUACCUCAAAGCAAUUCUAAGGCAAGAUAUCAGUUUCUUUGACAAGGAAAUGAACAAUGGUGAGGUUGUUGAAAGGAUGUCAGGUGACAUUGUUCUUAUUCAAGAUGCCAUGGGUGAAAAGGUAGGAAAAUUCAUACAGUAUGUGGCAUCUUUUUUAGGUGGAUUAAUCAUGGCAUUCAUCAAGGGCUGGCUCCUAACCCUUGUCCUCCUAUCUGCUCUUCCACUUCUUGUCCUCUCUGGUUCACUAAUGAGCAUUGCUUUCGCAAAGAUGGCAUCGCGUGGACAGGCAGCUUAUUCAGAAGCAGCUGCUACAGUAGAAAGGACAGUUGGUUCAAUUCGAACUGUUGCAUCAUUUACUGGCGAGAACCAAGCUAUAGCUCAAUAUAAUCAGUCCUUAACUAAUGCUUACAGAACAGGAGUUCAGGAGGGAUUGGCUACUGGUUUAGGCCUAGGUUCAGUUCGUUUAUUUGUUCACUGCACUUAUGCUAUGGCUGUAUGGUUUGGAGGGAAGAUGGUACUGGAGAAAGGUUAUACCGGAGGUGAAGCAAUGGGUGCAUUCUUUGCAAUGUUGACUGGUUCCUUGUCUCUGGGGCAGGCAUUUCCAAUCUUAACUGCAUCUGCAGCAGGACAAGUUGCAGCCUAUAAAAUGUUUGAGACAAUAACGAGGCAGCCAGAUAUUGAUGUUUAUGACUCUACUGGUCGGCAGCUAGAUGAUAUUUCUGGAGAUAUAGAACUUAGGGAGGUUUGCUUUAGUUAUCCUUCAAGACCAAAUGAAGUGAUAUUCAAUGGAUUUUCUAUUUCAAUAUCAAGUGGAACUACUGCAGCUUUGGUAGGGCAAAGUGGGAGUGGGAAAACAACAGUUGUCAGUUUGAUAGAGAGAUUUUACGAUCCACAAGCUGGUGAAGUCCUCAUUGAUGGUAUCAACCUCAAAGUGUUUCAACUAAAAUGGAUCAGACAGAAAAUAGGUCUUGUCAGCCAGGAACCAAUCCUCUUUACUUGCAGCAUUAAAGAGAACAUUGCAUAUGGUAAGGAUGGGGCUACAGAUGAAGAAAUCAGAGCUGCAGCAGAGCUUGCUAAUGCUGCUAAUUUCAUACAUAAAUUUCCCCACGGGCUUGAGACAAUGGUUGGCGUGCAUGGAACUCAGCUUUCUGGAGGUCAAAAGCAAAGAAUUGCUAUAGCAAGAGCAAUCCUAAGAGAUCCAAGAAUUCUUCUCCUUGAUGAAGCUACAAGUGCACUUGAUGCGGAGUCUGAAAGAGCGGUACAAGAGACACUAGACAGAAUCAUGAUCAACCGAACAACUAUCAUUGUAGCCCAUCGCCUAAGCACAAUAAGAAAUGCUGAUAUCAUUGCCGUUAUUCACCAAGGAAAAGUAGUAGAAAAAGGCACACAUGCUGAACUCACUAAUGAUCCUGAUGGACCUUAUAGCCAGCUCAUUAGAUUGCAAGAAAUUAAAAGAGAGUCAGAACAGCAUGGUGAAAAUGACAUGGACAGGCAAGAAAAUUUUGUAGACUCUACAAGAGAAUCAAGCCAGCGGAUUUCUUUCCCACGGUCUUUAAGCCGGGAAUCAUCUGGAAUUGGAAACAGUAGUCAUCACUCAUCCAGAAUAUACAAUGAUAUACCUACCACACUAUUUCCUUCAGCAACAUCAGAUCCACCUUCAGAUGUCCCAAUUCUUCGCCUUGCUUAUCUUAACAUGCCUGAAAUCCCAAUGUUACUCUUAGGGACUGUAGCAGCUGCAGCAAAUGGAGCCAUACUACCCGCUGUGGGGCUCCUUGUCUCCAUUAUGAUAGAUACUUUCUUUGAACCUGCAGAUGAACUUCGUAAAGACUCAAAGUUUUGGGCAUUAAUAUUUGUUGCCCUUAGUGUGGCUUCCUUCUUAUUUUAUCCAUUGAGGACCUAUUUUUUUGCUGUUUCUGGUUCUAAGUUGAUAAGGAGGGUCCGAUUAAUGUGUUUUGAGAAAAUAAUUCACAUGGAAGCAGGCUGGUUCGAUAAAGAUGAGAAUUCAAGUGGGGAACUGGGAGCGAGGCUGUCAACUGAUGCUGUUUCUAUUCGAACUUUGGUCGGGGAUGCACUUGGUUUGCUGGUUCAAGAUAUUUCUACAGCAAUUACAGCCUUGGUAAUUGCCUUUGAGGCAAACUGGCAGUUGUCUCUCAUCAUUCUUGUUUUGCUACCUCUACUAUUAUUAAAUGGAUAUCUGCAAAUCAGGUCCAUGCAAGGAUUCAGCACAGAUGCAAAGAAACUAUAUGAGGAAGCAAGUCAAAUAGCGAAUGAUGCAGUAGGGAAUAUUAGAACAGUUUCCGCUUUCUGUGCUGAAGAGAAGGUGAUGGAGUUAUACCAGAAGAAAUGUGUGGGACCCUUCCAGACAGGUAUAAGGCAAGGUUUAGUCAGUGGAACUGGUUUUGGUUUAUCACUCUUCCUUCUGUUCUCUGUGUAUGCAUGCAGUUUUUAUGCCGGAGCCCAACUUGUUGAGAAUGGAAAAGCAACAAUCUCAGAGGUUUUCCGUGUAUUUUUUUCUCUCACAAUGGCAGCGGUAGCAUUAUCUCAAUCUAGCUUCAUGGCCCCAGGGGUGAGUAAAGCAAAAAGUUCUGCUGCUUCUAUAUUUGCUAUUCUUGAUCAGAAAUCAAAAAUAGACCCUAGUGAUGAGUCCGGAAUGACAUUUCAAGAUGUCAAGGGAGAGAUUGAGUUCCACCAUGUCACUUUCAAGUAUCCAACCAGGCCUAAUGUUCAUAUAUUCAGAGAUCUUUCCUUGAGGAUUCAUUCAGGACAGACAGUUGCUCUUGUAGGCGAAAGUGGAAGCGGAAAAUCAACAGUGAUCUCACUGUUGCAAAGAUUUUAUGACCCGGAUUCAGGUCAGAUUACACUGGACGGCACAGAAAUCCAAAAGCUACAACUUAAAUGGUUCAGGCAGCAGAUGGGCCUGGUAAGCCAGGAGCCUGUGUUGUUUAAUGACACCAUCCGAGCCAACAUUGCAUACGGAAAAGGCGGUGAUGCAGCAACAGAGGCUGAAAUUAUAGCUGCAGCGGAACUGGCAAAUGCCCACAAGUUCAUUAGCAGUUUGCAGCAGGGGUAUGAUACAGUAGUAGGGGAGAGAGGGAUUCAACUAUCUGGAGGGCAGAAGCAGCGGGUGGCAAUUGCAAGAGCCAUAGUAAAGAGUCCAAAAAUAUUACUACUAGAUGAAGCCACAAGUGCACUUGAUGCCGAGUCUGAGAAAGUGGUUCAGGAUGCACUCGACCGAGUGAGGGUCGACAGAACCACUAUAGUAGUGGCUCACAGGCUAUCCACCAUAAAGGGUGCAGAUUCAAUUGCUGUGGUUAAAAAUGGGAUCAUUGUAGAGAAAGGAAAGCAUGAAACUUUGCUCAACAAGGGUGGUACCUAUGCUUCUUUAAUAGCACUGCACACAAGUGCUAGUUCAUCUUAGACUCUUUGAGCUUGUUGCACCUGUUUUCUAAUGGUUUCUUUUCUUAAUCUCUUUUUCUGGCAUUAUUUCUAUGCAGUGUAACUUUCUUAAGACUUGAUUAUCAUUUUUAAUGGGUCUUAAAUGUAACGCUUUCAUUUCA
Lotus japonicus is the source of this 4285-nucleotide messenger RNA. Its product is annotated as ABC transporter B family member 21-like. NCBI's taxonomy places the organism in Eukaryota, Viridiplantae, Streptophyta, Magnoliopsida, Fabales, Fabaceae. The record is from RefSeq and is a predicted model, not a curated record. The coding region runs from base 295 to 4146 and encodes 1283 amino acids. Gene Ontology annotation, cellular component: membrane. Gene Ontology annotation, biological process: transmembrane transport. Gene Ontology annotation, molecular function: ATP hydrolysis activity; ABC-type transporter activity; ATP binding. The transcript is spliced from 14 exons.